AUGAAAGAGGAAAUUAUAAAGGCUAUGAAGAAGUUUCACUAUACCCCGGAUGCUGUUGGUUUGAAUUAUGAAGAUCUGUGUAUCCAUCCAGAUCUGGAUCUUCCGGAAGGGUUUAAAAUUCCUAAAUUUGAUACUUUCAGUGGAAUCGGGAAUCCUUUAGCUCAUUUGAGAGCAUAUUGUGAUCAACUCGUAGGAGUUGGGAAGAACGAGGCAUUAUUAAUGCGACUCUUUAGCCGAAGAUUAAGCGGAGAGGCCUUGGAAUGGUUUAGUUCCCAAGAGAUGAAACAAUGGCCAAAUUGGAAUGCUUUGGCUAAAGAUUUCAUCGAAAGAUUUGCUUACAAUGUGGAGAAUGUGGAGAUCGUUCCUGAUCGUUAUUCUUUGGAGAUAAUUAAACAAAAGUCUACUAAAAAUUAUCGAGAGUACGCCUAUCGUUGGAGGAAAGAGGCUGCCAGAGUGAGACCUCUCAUGACUGAAAAAGAGAUUAUUGAAGUCUUUGUACGCAAUCAAGAGCCUGAAUACUAUGACAGGCCGUUGUUGCUCGUAGGAGCAAAAUUUGCAGAGGUGGUCAAAAUUAAAGAGACCAUCGAAGACGGUCUUAAGACCGGAAGGAUUACCUGUGUGGCCAUCCAAGCUGGGUCUUCAGGUUUGUUCAAAAAGAAAAAAGAAGAUGUGUCCUUUAUUUCCCAUGUGCCUGAAAGAAGGACAGCGAGAUCAUCCUAUUUUAGCUCCAGAAAAACCUCACCCUCCGAAAUCUAUCCCCCAUCUCCACAAAAUUCCUACCCAAUCUUUUAUGUCCAACCGAGUUACCAAACCCCGCCUCCUAAAUACUUACCUCCGCACUAUCAAAAUACUACUUGUGGCUACCAAACUCCACAACGCCCAAAUUUCCGAACUCCCGCACCUUUCCUCCAAAAUCGUCCUAAUUAUCGUGAUGUACCCCCACCCCCACAAAAUAACUACCAUCUUACCCAACCCAAUUUUGAAAAUAGGCCUGCUAGGAUUUUUACUCCUCUAGUGGAAAGUCGGACUAAGCUGUUCGAAAGACUGAGAGAUGCAGGCAUUAUUCAUCUCAUUGCGCCUAAAUCAGCUGAUACAAGCUCUAGAUUCUUCAGAGAUGACCAAAUAUGUGCAUAUCAUUCGAAUAGUGUAGGGCAUGAUACUGAAACUUAUGUCAAUUUAAGGCACAAAAUUCAGGAUUUGAUUGAUCGCGAGGUCGUCACUCUCCAAACCGCCACUCCCAAUGUUAAUAAUAACCCCCUGCCGAAUUAUGAAGGGGUGAAUAUUAACAUGAUUGAAGUUGGAAAAGAUUGGAAUGCCGAUAGCCCAGACAAAUCUAACUCUUAA
Molecule: messenger RNA, 1344 nt
Organism: Solanum dulcamara
Lineage: Eukaryota; Viridiplantae; Streptophyta; Magnoliopsida; Solanales; Solanaceae
Exons: 1
Coding region: 1-1344 (447 amino acids)
Source: RefSeq, a predicted model, not a curated record